This is a messenger RNA of Conger conger (European conger), 915 nucleotides long. Its product is annotated as odorant receptor 131-2-like. The transcript has a single exon. Gene Ontology annotation, biological process: G protein-coupled receptor signaling pathway. Gene Ontology annotation, molecular function: G protein-coupled receptor activity. Lineage: Eukaryota; Metazoa; Chordata; Actinopteri; Anguilliformes; Congridae. The record is from RefSeq and is a predicted model, not a curated record. Gene Ontology annotation, cellular component: membrane. Bases 46 to 915 code for a protein of 289 amino acids.
CCCAAAGACAGCUUCAUCAAUGCACUGACCAAGAACAUUGUGGCCAUGCUUGUUUGGCUGACACUGAGCGUGCUGAAUGGCAGCAUGGUGAAGACCUUCCUGAAGCACAGCUUCUUCUACGACGACCCACGCUACAUCAUGUUCAUCUGCAUGGUGAUCAACGACACCAUCCAGCUGACCCUAGUGACCACCCUGUACGUGGUGAGCUACGUGUUCUUCAAGAUCCUGGCCUCCGUCUGCUGCCCGCUGGUGAUGACCGCUGUUCUGACCACCCGCGCCACUCCGCUCAUCCUGGCCGGGAUGGCCGUCGAGCGCUACUUGGCCAUCUGCUUCCCGCUGCACUACCAGCAGAUCUGCACCAUCUCGCGCACCCUGCUCCUGGUGGCGGUAGUGCUCUUCCUCAGCGCCGCCAUGCCGCUCACCGACCUCUUCAUCACCCUGGCCAAGGAGCCCGUCGCCGUCUUCCGCGAAUCCGUCUUCUGCGACCAGUACCAGCUGUUCAGGGACCGCGCCAUCUACUACAAGAACUGCGCCUUCGACAUCGUCUACUUCUCCUUCGUCUUCCUCACCCUGCUCUUCACCUACUGUAAGAUAAUGCUGGCCGCGCGGGCGGCCUCCUCGGACCUGGUGUCGGUGAGGAAGGCGCGGAACACCGUCCUGCUGCACGGCUUCCAGCUGCUGCUCUGCCUGCUGGCCUUUGUGGUGCCGUCCCUUCAGGCCCCGCUCAUCGCGCUCUUCCCCCGGUUCGGCGUGGAGAUCCGCUACAUCAACUUCCUCCUGGUCUACAUAAUCCCGCGUUUCCUCAGCCCCAUGAUCUACGGCUUCAGGGACGAAAAGUUCCGCAAGUACUGGGCCAGGCACAUCACGUGCCACACACAGAGGGUGAGGCCGGCCCUCAAAUUCACUCAGAGGUGA